Messenger RNA from Corapipo altera (White-ruffed manakin), 1395 nucleotides. Its product is annotated as vasculin-like. Gene Ontology annotation, molecular function: RNA binding; DNA binding. The transcript has 10 exons. NCBI's taxonomy places the organism in Eukaryota, Metazoa, Chordata, Aves, Passeriformes, Pipridae. The record is from RefSeq and is a predicted model, not a curated record. Gene Ontology annotation, biological process: DNA-templated transcription; positive regulation of DNA-templated transcription. Gene Ontology annotation, cellular component: nucleus. Bases 1 to 1395 code for a protein of 464 amino acids.
AUGGCGCAGCAUGACUUUACUCCAGCCUGGCUUAAUUUUUCUACUCCGCCAUCAACAAAGUCAUCACUGAACUUUGAGAAACAUUCUGAAAAUUUUCUGUGGACAGUCAGUCAUUAUGAAGCAAAUCGCAGAAGACACAACUCUUCAGAUGGGUUUGAUCCUAACAUUGGAUGGCCUAACGGAGGGCAUUUUGGGAGAAAAGAGAAGAAUGGUUGGCGUUCACAAGGCGGAGAUGGUACAGAAAAUAUAAACCAUCUUGGGGGAUACCAUGGCAGAGGUUCCCGCACUUGUACCAGCACUUUCCACUGUGGAAAAGGCCAAGGACUGCAUGAAAGCAAUGUAUGUGAUAAUGAAACUGGGAAAAAGGAAGACAAGGAAGUAACCAAACAGUUUGAGGCUGAGGAUUUUCCAUCUUUGAAUCCUGAAUACGAGAGCACACCAAACCAGAAUAAUUCUUUAGCUGCAGGUGCUUGGGAUUACCCUUUGAAUCCUAAAUCUAGAUCUCCGAGAAUGCUGGUCAUUAAAAAGAGCAGUACAAAAGAACUGCAGAUACCUGGAUUCCCUAUAGUAGGAAGUCUUCAUUCACAGACAGUAAAGAAUGGAACUGGCACGAGUGUUUAUAAAGGAUUAAUCCCUAAACCUGCUACUUCACCCACAAAGCUUACACAGUGGAAAAACCAAGCAAAAGAAAAUAAACUUUGGAAUCCAUUUUCUCAUGAAUCUGCAUAUGGUAUUGGCAAUUUCAGUCCUCUCAAAUCAACUGCCAAGGCAUUUACUGCAUCACAGAAUUCAAUAAAAGAGUGCAAUUGGUCAAAUUUAUCAUCCCCUAUUGACAAAGUUGGUCAGCCUCGUUUAACAAAAUUGACAAGAAUGCGGAAUGAUAAGAGUGAAUUUUUGAAAGCAUUGAAACAAGAUAGAGUGGAAGAGGAACGUGAAGACAAGAAUCAUGCUGGGCAAGAGAAGGAUGAUGAGUCCUUUAACUUGCACAACAGCAUCAGUCCUCAUCAUGCAAGAGAUAUAAACCGAAACUUUGAAAAUGAAAUUCCGCAAGAGAAUGGCAAUGCUCAACAGGUCAUUCAAUCUUCAGCUUUCCCUCAGGCAGAUGUUCUUUCAAGCUCACUUGAGGCAGAGCAUAGGUUGUUAAAGGAGAUGGGCUGGCAGGAAGACAGUGAAAAUGAUGAAACAUGUGCUCCACUAACAGAGGAUGAGAUGAGGGAAUUUCAAAUCAUUAGUGAACAGUUACAAAAAAAUGGCCUUCGGAAAAAUGGCAUUUUGAAAAAUGGCUUAAUCUGUGAUUUUAAAUUUAGCCCCUGGAAAAACAGCACUUUCAAACCUGCUCUGGAGAAUGACGAUUUAGAGACAAGCAGCAGUGAUACAUCAGAUGAUGAUGUGUGA